UUUAUUUUAUUUUUGUAUACUACAAAUCGCAUAUUGCAAGAGAGAGAGAGAGAGAGAGAGAGAGUCAAAAUGGCGGAAGGGAAGAGGUCACGCAUGGAAGAUGAAGUUCCCAAAGACUUUAUGGCCGGAGUUCCCGAAGUGACGCCCCUCUACAGGUCCAGCCUUCCGAGAUGCGGGAGUUUAUGGAUAUCGAGAUAGACAACAUUUGGUUCCACGUCAGUACGAAUACCAAGAUCAACCUGCACUACAUUGACCAGAAUACGGCCUGUAGCAGCAUCUUCCUGCCAUCAGGAGAGCUACAAGUACAAUUGCAUGAUUCAAAAUUCUCUGUGAUUUUCAACAAGCGAGGAACACUGCAUGGCGUUGCAGGCUUUGUGACAGAAGCAGCUGCAGUCUUGGCAGCCAUGAAACGGGUGAUGCUCCUAAAGAAACUGGGAUAUCAUGUCAGGGCCCACAACUUCAGGAUCACAAAUGUCACCGCUAGAGGACAAGUGCCUUUCAGAAUAGACAUUAAGUCACUGCAGCAAGACAACAAGAAGCAUCUACAAUACUUCUUUGGAGAAAAUGGAGAAGAGCAGCUAAAACUGACAACCUUCAUCCCUUCAGUUCACACCACAGUCAUUAUUACUCACCAUGGAAAAUUGUCCUUCUUUAGUCCCAAUGUGGAGAAAUUGCUGCAGGCUUCUAAGUUUAUCUACCCACGCCUGCAUCCCUACGCUGUCCUGCUCCCCAAGCCCAGCCAGCUGUAAUUUGAGACAUACAAGGUUUGUAAAGGAUGAAAAAGCUACAGCAGUAAUUUAGUACUGAAGGACAAAGACCCCAAUAUGACAGGUGGUGAUGCCCGAGCAAUGCCAUUGGUUGCUUUCAAGGAGGAAAAGUUUAUGGUGGCAAUAGCUGACACAUUAUGUGCCUUAAAAAAUAACCAUUGUAAAGGAAAUUUAUCAUUAUAGUUUUCUGUUAAUAUUGAAAUUCUUUUUUCAUUAUUGUACAAGUACAUAUGGAGGGAAAUUCAGCCUCCAUUGAAAUCAAUGUUUGUCAUGAAAGAUUAUUAAAAAGGAUGGAGUGAGAGGACUUUAUUCCCACAAGACAAGGCAUGGCAUGUUGAUUUGGUUGCCCCUUAUUAGGGAGAUCUCAGCUUUGCAUGUAUAGAUACACUAAAGUAUAUGCAACUACAAUUAAGUCUGCCAAUGUCACUUGUUUCCCAUCUUUAUAAAACAACCAAUAUCAGUAAAUCAACAAUUCCAAAGAA
This is a messenger RNA of Scylla paramamosain (green mud crab), 1249 nucleotides long. RefSeq names its product TATA box-binding protein-like 1. Gene Ontology annotation, molecular function: RNA polymerase II general transcription initiation factor activity; DNA binding. Gene Ontology annotation, biological process: DNA-templated transcription initiation. Bases 171 to 749 code for a protein of 192 amino acids. The record is from RefSeq and is a predicted model, not a curated record. NCBI's taxonomy places the organism in Eukaryota, Metazoa, Arthropoda, Malacostraca, Decapoda, Portunidae. The transcript is spliced from 6 exons.